ACAUUUCCCGGCAGGUUGCGCGGCGCGGAGGGCCGUCCUCGGCGCUGCCCGAAAGCCCCAGGGGCGGCGCUGGCUGUCCACUGUGUUACCCGAAGGACCCCGGCGGCAGCCCAUGCCGAACUGAGUCCUCUGAGUCGCGGCCGCUUCCCGUCGCCGUCCGCCGUCGCCCGCGCGGCCCGCCGCCCGCCGCGAUGCUGGAGGAAGCGGGCGAGGUAUUGGAGAACGUGCUGAAGGCGUCGUGCCUGCCGCUUGGCUUCAUCGUCUUCCUGCCCGCUGUCCUGCUGCUUGUGGCGCCGCCACUGCCCGCAGCCGACGCCGCGCACGAGUUCACGGUGUACCGCAUGCAGCAAUACGACCUGCAGGGCCAGCCGUACGGCACCCGCAAUGCAGUGCUCAACACAGAGGCGCGGACCAUGGAUGCAGAUGUGCUCAGCCGCCGUUGUGUGCUCAUGAGGCUGGUGGACUUCUCCUAUGAGCAGUACCAGAAAGCAUUGCGACAGUCCGCAGGCGCUGUGGUCAUCAUCCUGCCCAGGGCUAUGGCUGCUGUGCCACAGGACGUGGUCCGGCAAUUCAUGGAGAUUGAGCCUGAGAUGCUGGCCAUGGAGACCGUGGUCCCCGUGUACUUCGCGGUGGAGGACGAGGCUCUACUGUCCAUUUAUGAGCAGACCCAGGCUGCCUCCGCCUCCCAGGGCUCUGCCUCAGCUGCCGAAGUGCUGCUGCGCACCGCCACAGCCAACGGGUUCCAGAUGGUCACCAGCGGAGCCCAGAGUCAGGCCUUGAGUGACUGGCUCAUCACCAGCGUAGAGGGCCGGCUAACCGGGCUGGGCGGCGAGGACCUCCCAACAAUUGUCAUUGUGGCCCACUAUGAUGCCUUCGGGGUGGCCCCGUGGCUGUCCGUGGGCGCCGACUCCAAUGGCAGCGGCAUCUCAGUGCUCCUGGAGCUGGCCCGCCUCUUCUCCAGACUCUACACAUACAAGCGUACCCAUGCUGCGUACAACCUCCUGUUUUUUGCAUCUGGAGGCGGCAAAUUUAACUACCAGGGCACCAAGCGCUGGCUGGAGGACAGCCUGGACCACACAGACUCCAGCCUGCUUCAGGACAACGUGGCCUUCGUGCUGUGUCUGGACACCGUGGGCCGCGGCAGCCACCUGCGGCUGCACGUGUCGAAGCCGCCGCGCGAGGGCACGCUGCAGCACGCCUUCCUGCGUGAGCUGGAGAUGGUGGCCGCGCACCAGUUCCCCGAGGUCAGCUUCUCCAUGGUGCACAAGAAGAUCAACCUGGCGGAUGACGUGCUGGCCUGGGAGCACGAGCGCUUCGCCAUCCGCCGCCUGCCGGCCUUCACGCUGUCCCACCUGGACAGCCACCGCGCCGGGCAGCGCAGCAGCAUCAUGGACGUGCGGUCCCGAGUGGACUCUAAGACGCUGACACGCAACACCCGCAUCAUCGCGGAGGCGCUGACCCGUGUCAUCUACAACCUCACAGAGAAGGGGACACCGCCGGACAUGCCAGUGUUCACGGAGCAGAUGCAGGUACAACAGGAACAGCUGGACUCGGUGAUGGACUGGCUGACCAACCAGCCACGGGCUGCCCAACUGCUUGACAAGGACGGCACGUUUCUGAGCACGCUGGAGCACUUCCUGAGCCGCUACCUCAAGGACGUGCGGCAGCACCACGUGAAGGCCGAUAAGCGGGACCCUGAGUUCGUCUUCUACGACCAGCUGAAGCAGGUGAUGAACGCGUACAGGGUCAAGCCGGCCAUCUUCGACCUGCUGCUGGCUGUGUGCAUCAGUGCCUACCUGGGCAUGGCAUAUACAGCUAUCCAGCACUUCCACCUGCUCUACGAGAUGGUGCAGAGGCUGCUGUUGAAGGUCAAGGCGCAGUGACCACCCACCAUACACAGUCAGUGGUGAGGAACCGGCCACCGGAAAACCUUUGGCGGCCAGAACUGAGUCACAGUGGCUGCUGGGCUGGAGUUGGGGGCACCCCUCUGUUUCCUGGCACUUUCCUGAGGGUGAGCCCAGCAGGGACACAACAGUCACCCACCUGCGCUGGCAGCCUUGGGGCUUCUGCAUCCCAGUCCUCCCUGAUGACACCCAGUGGCCUCCCCCAAGGCCACCAUGCCUGGCCUUGCCUCUCACAGGACCUGGUGGCCAGUAGCAGCAGCAUCCCCCACUGUCAUCAGCCUCCUACCCACCCCUGCCCAGGCUGGUUGCCUCCACCCAUCCCCUCGGCAUCACUGGACCUGCCUGGUCCCCAUGCUGAACCUGAGCCACCCCAAGUUCUAGCCUCAGUCCCCCCCAUCCUGUGGCUGCCCACUGUACCUGUCCCCUAGGACCAAAGGCUGGGGAUGCUGGGGGACCCAGGGUGGCCCUGGAUGGGGAGCCUAUGCCCCUGAAGUUUCCCCUCCUCGCUGCCCUGUUCCCCCUCCCCAGCCUGUUUCCCCUCCUGUUGCCUGUGAUUUGUUCUGGGGACCCCACCCCAUGCCACAGCAUCUGAUGGAGCCAGGCUGGGGCAUCCCCCUUGGUCUGCAGUGGCCGCAGCUGGCCUUCAGUGUGAGGCCCUAACACCAUCAGGGUACCCUGAGGUGUGUGCCCUGGGGAGGCAGUAGGGGACCACAGCGCCCACCGGGUUGAUCUCAGGGACCUACGGUGACCCGUUCGAUAGCAAUAUGAGCCUGGGGUGUCAGGCUGGGGACCCUGGUUCCUGCUGAGGCCAGGUCCACCCUGUACACACCCAACCCACCCACAGGCCAGCACUGCCCCCUGGGACCCUGUGUCCUAUGAUGAGGGGACUUGUCCUGGGAGGGGAUGACACGGUAUCUCCCUGUGGCAUCUCCACCUCCCCCGUUUCUGGAAGGUGGGACAGAUGGGCCGUCCAGGGGGUGGGGGUCAAAGUUGCCGGGUUUAGAAAAUAAAGCCAUAUUGAACGAUU
Nannospalax galili (Upper Galilee mountains blind mole rat) is the source of this 2931-nucleotide messenger RNA. RefSeq names its product nicalin (gene Ncln). Gene Ontology annotation, biological process: regulation of signal transduction. The transcript has 14 exons. The record is from RefSeq and is a predicted model, not a curated record. Gene Ontology annotation, cellular component: endoplasmic reticulum membrane. The coding region runs from base 192 to 1883 and encodes 563 amino acids. NCBI's taxonomy places the organism in Eukaryota, Metazoa, Chordata, Mammalia, Rodentia, Spalacidae.